Molecule: messenger RNA, 499 nt
Organism: Cokeromyces recurvatus
Lineage: Eukaryota; Fungi; Mucoromycota; Mucoromycetes; Mucorales; Mucoraceae
Exons: 1
Coding region: 92-454 (120 amino acids)
Biological process (GO): proteasome regulatory particle assembly
Molecular function (GO): protein-macromolecule adaptor activity
Source: RefSeq, a predicted model, not a curated record
UUUUAUUUUAUUUUAUUUUAUUUUAUUUUAUUUUAUUUUAUUAUUUCCUUUUUUUUUUGAAUUAGAUCAUCAUUAAUUAAUUAAAACUUGAAUGAAUCAAGCACAGUUAGAAAAAGCACUUCAUGAUUUACCAUCAUCCUCAUUAAUUACAGAAAUUCCCGAAAUUCAAAACGCGAUUGCUCAUCUCUUGAAAUCUAACCAAGAAAUGCGAGAAUUUGAUCCAGAAAGUAAAGACUCUGAGUUAGUUCAAGCAAUUCAAGAAAAUAAGGAUUUAAUUAUGCGAAAAGAAAAACAAGUUGAUUUAACACUUCAAGUUAUUCGAGAACGUUUAGGUGAAGCUGCUUGGAGAGAGAUGGGAAGCAAUGUAAAAGAGUUUAGAGAGUUAUAUGCUGAGCAAUUAAAAGCUGAACGUAAUGUGCAGAAGGAUGCAGAAGAAAACGGCGUAUUUUUAUAAAUAAUAUACGUAAUAAAGAAAAAAAAACGAUAUCCUUUAAAUGUA